AUGUCAUUACCAAAUUUACUAACAGAGCCAGCACAGAGACCACCCUUCUACCGUAGCAUUUCCAGUCAUUCCCAGCUAUCCGUCAACUCGUCCAGAUCCUCGAAGGUUUUGUCGUUCGGACGGACGUUUUCGUACCAGAAAGACAAGCCCAGACUCUACCUCGCAUUGUUCUCAAGAGGAGGAACGGCGGGCGGAACAUACGGUUCACAACUUUCUUGUGAUUCAUAUCAUUGGGCUCUUGUUAUUGGCUCUCAAUCACCUUUACGAUCUGAAGCUGGUACAGCCUUCCACAUCGUGCACGGCACUUCAGACUCUGAGGGUACCCAUUUCUUCUACGAGGAGACUGACCUUCGUGAAAACCCUUACCUGGCCCGAAACUUCCUUGCCCGCAUUGCUCUUGCAAAAGUCGUUGACGAACGACGUGUCGUAGCUCUCUUUAGGACUCUGGCUUCCUCUGUGAGUGCUCAUCUGAACCCAACGCACGUUCCCCCUCAUGCCACAAACCACGAUGCUACCAGCUUUUCUUGCCUAUCAUGGGUCAAAGCCGCAUGGGCGGCAGUCUCUGAGGAUUCUCGACGACCAUUGAAGAGUUACUUCGGACCAGAAGACUGGUCACAGUUUGAGAAUGAAGCAAGAAAAUACGUCAAAAGGAAAAGGCGGCAAGGUCGAUACAGUCCAAACACAGAGCCUGGAGGUGUGACAUGGGAUCCUGCCGAAGUACCUACCUGGAACUACUGGGAGAAUCGUGAGACGACCGAUUGA
Messenger RNA from Lithohypha guttulata, 762 nucleotides. RefSeq lists its product as uncharacterized. Bases 1 to 762 code for a protein of 253 amino acids. The transcript has a single exon. The record is from RefSeq and is a predicted model, not a curated record. NCBI's taxonomy places the organism in Eukaryota, Fungi, Ascomycota, Eurotiomycetes, Chaetothyriales, Trichomeriaceae.